Molecule: messenger RNA, 459 nt
Organism: Argiope bruennichi
Lineage: Eukaryota; Metazoa; Arthropoda; Arachnida; Araneae; Araneidae
Exons: 3
Coding region: 34-351 (105 amino acids)
Source: RefSeq, a predicted model, not a curated record
GGAAGAUAAAAAGUCACAAAGUCAACUGAAUUGAUGCAGAUUUCAACCAUGAAGUUUUUGAUCUACAGCCUUUUUGUGUUAUUCUUCUUUUCAAAGCUUCAUUGCUUUGUUGAAGCACAAGGAGCAGCUGCUGCUGGUGCAGCUGCCGGUGGAGGUGGAGGAGCUGGCGCAGCAGUUGCAGCUGCAGGUGGUGGGGGAUACGGUGGAGGUGGAAGAGCUGGCGCAGGUGGUGGGGGAUACGGUGGUGGCUAUGGUGGAGGCUGGGGACGGCCUUUUUGGUAUGGUUAUCCUUACUGGGGUUAUCCUUAUUGGGGAUAUCAUGAUUUUGAAUAUGGCUAUGAUCAUCAUUAAAAUUUCAUUAUGCUGGGAAAUUCUAUAUGGCAGCAAGAUAUUAUUUCAAAAGAUUGUAAACAAAGCCUUAACUCAUAAAAUGAUUUGUACAUAUAUUUGAAAAAAAAA